AUGGCAUUAGCAGCUAUUCUUGCAUGCUUAAGCUUCAUUCUUCUCUCAUUUUCGGCAGAGGCUAGCCAUGGUGGUUUCACUGUUGAUCUUAUACAGCGCGACUCACCGCUUUCCCCCUGGUACGACUCAUCCACCACCCAUUUCGACAGCUUGCACAACGCUUUCCGCCGCUCCAUCUCACGUGCACAUCGUUUCAUCAAGCCAAGCACGAAUACAAUCGAAUCCAAAAUAGUCCCAAGUGGUGGAGAAUACUUGAUGAACAUCUCCAUCGGAACCCCACCGGUUGAGGUUCUCGGAAUAGCUGAUACGGGCAGUGAUCUUGUCUGGACCCAAUGCAAGCCAUGCACGCAAUGCUUCAACCAAAACCCACCUCUCUUCGAUCCUAAGCGCUCCUCCACGUAUCGAACCGUCCCCUGUCAGUCCAACAAAUGCUCCAAUCUUGAAGAAGCCUCUUGCGGUGGGGACCACGGUGACACUUGUGUGUACAGUUAUCGUUAUGGAGAUCGUUCGUUCACUCGGGGGAGUCUAGCUCAGGAGACCUUCACCAUCGGCUCCGCUUCCGGUCGGCCGGUUUCCCUUCCGAAAAUCAUUUUCGGUUGUGGACAUGAAAACGGUGGCACAUUUGAUGAGUCCGGCUCCGGCUUGAUCGGUCUUGGCGCUGGUCCACUUUCUUUCAUUUCUCAACUAAACGGAGGGAAAUUUUCCUAUUGCUUGGUACCCACGUCAGCUAAAUCCUCCGUUGCAAGCAAAAUAAGUUUUGGUACUGCCGGAAUAGUCUCAGGCAACGGUGCCGUCUCAACUCCUCUAGUUUCCAAACAACCCAACACGUUCUAUUACCUUACUCUUGAAGCAAUUAGCGUUGGAGAAAAGAGACUAUCCUACAAGACCAGCCAAUCCACUAAGGCUGUUGCUGCCAGUUACGGUAGUGAGGGUAACAUAAUCAUCGACUCCGGGACUACGCUGACCUUGCUUCCACCUGGGUUCUACAACGACGUCGUCUCGGCUUUGGAAGUGGCGAUUAAUGCAGAGCGUGUUAGUGAUCCGAAGGGGGUUCUGAGUCUUUGUUUUAGAAGCAAAAGUGAUCAUGACAUUGAUGUCCCCGUUAUUACUGCGCAUUUUAGUGGUGCUGAUGUGAAGUUGAACGCUUUGAACACGUUUGCUAGGGUGGAGGAUGAUAUGGUUUGCUUUACGAUGAUUCCGUCUGAUGACGUGGCGAUCUUCGGAAACUUGGCUCAAAUGAACUUCCUGGUGGGUUAUGACCUUGAGGAAAGUACUGUGUCCUUUAAGCCAGCUGAUUGCACCAAGCAUUAG
Molecule: messenger RNA, 1311 nt
Organism: Rosa rugosa (rugosa rose)
Lineage: Eukaryota; Viridiplantae; Streptophyta; Magnoliopsida; Rosales; Rosaceae
Product: aspartic proteinase CDR1-like
Exons: 2
Coding region: 1-1311 (436 amino acids)
Biological process (GO): proteolysis
Cellular component (GO): extracellular region
Molecular function (GO): aspartic-type endopeptidase activity
Source: RefSeq, a predicted model, not a curated record